This is a messenger RNA of Coregonus clupeaformis (lake whitefish), 2677 nucleotides long. Its product is annotated as protein LYRIC. Gene Ontology annotation, molecular function: transcription coregulator activity. Gene Ontology annotation, biological process: regulation of transcription by RNA polymerase II; positive regulation of canonical NF-kappaB signal transduction; negative regulation of apoptotic process. NCBI's taxonomy places the organism in Eukaryota, Metazoa, Chordata, Actinopteri, Salmoniformes, Salmonidae. The record is from RefSeq and is a predicted model, not a curated record. Gene Ontology annotation, cellular component: nucleus.
GCUCCUUGAAAUCAACCUUCCUGCUUUAUCACAGUGGGCAAGAAAGCGGUUCAUUAGUCAUACGAUCUGAGACACACAUAGCUAGCUACAUGAGGCUAACCCAUUUCGACCGACUCAAAUGUUACAUGAAUGACAUCUAGCUAACGCGUUAGCGGCUAGGUGGAUGACAAGCUAGCGAUGAUCGUGGUUUUAUUGUUUGGCCUGUCACAACCGUUAUUUUUAGCCAGCUAACGUUAACUUUAGCAUAUUCUUUCUGUCAAUCAUCGAGAUAAACCCAAAUGGCAGAGAACUGGCAGGACGCGACCUGUCAACAGGUGAAGUUGAUAGCAGGUCGCCUGAAUGAGCUUCUUUCCACCGGCCUAGACCUCUUGCACUCAGAACUCGGGGUGGAUUUUGGAGUGAAGCCCGAGAUUCCGCCAUGGUUGAUCUUCUUAGCAGCGUGCAUUGGGCUCGUGCUAAUGGUGGCUAUGUGGGCCUCGGCCUGUCGUGGGCUGUUCAAGAAGCGAGCGACCAUAAUUGAAGUUGAUGAGACUAUUGAAAGCACUAAACCAGCUCCUAUCAAGGCUGCGAGAACAGAGGAACAGAAGAAAAAGAAAGGACCUACAGAAAAGAAAUCACAGCCAAAUGGUCGUACAGUUGCUGAGCUGCAAGAGGAAGUCAGAGUGACCGAAGACAACCUGCCAGUAGUGCCACAUCAUUCUCCUCAAGUCAAGACAGAAAAGGCUUCUGAGGUAAAGAAGACCAAGAAGAAGCAGAAACAGGCAGUAAAGGAGGCUAAGACAGCUUCUUCUCAUGGCAAGGAAUCAGAGGAAGUCUCAGGCACCUGGGAGACCAAGGUCAGUAACAAGGAGAAGCGUGAGCAGCGCCGUAAAGACAAGACCACCGGUGACGGGUCAGGGAGCCCUGGAGGAGUGGAUCCUCUGCCCAGUACUCCUCCCACAGAGUCAACCAAGGCCAGCCCCAAAGCUGCAGCCCCUGGGUCUGGCUCUGAGAAGAAAGAGAAGAAGAAGAAAGGGGAAUCCUCCAAAACCGAAGCUGAGAAGGCAUAUGCCGUCCCUGCUGUUGCCGUCGUCACACCUCAAGAUAUUAGCAGCGAGGAGGCUCCGGUAGUGUCUGGAGAAUGGGCUGACCGGGCUGUGACAGCCCAAGAGGCCCCAGCCCUUACCAUUGUUCCUGAUCAGGAGCACUGGAACUCUCCUGAGAGCAACCAAGACACCUCUGUCUGGGGGCAGGAGACUGACGGUGGGUCUGCUGCUGCAGUGGACAGUAGCUCUGACUGGAUUGCCCCAGAGGUGGUGUGGGGGAACAAUGAGGAACUCCCUGCUCCAGUAGAGGCUGCCCCCCCUGGCCUGGAGGAGCCCCUGCCAGAGCCUGUCAAGCAGGGAUCUGGUGAAGAGAGAGAAAAGGCAGAGCCUGCCGCUGAUGGAGCUGGGAAAUCUAAAAAGAAGAAGAAGAAGAAGAAGCAGCAAGCUGAAGAUGCAGUAGUUACUGGCCAGGAGUCAGAGGAGCCAAAUAAAAAGGUUGUUACUGAGGCCAAGGUGAAGAAGCAGCCAAUCCAGGAGCCUGCUGCUCCUACUGUCCAGGCUGUCAACACUGCUGCUGUGGAGGCAAGAGUGGAGAAACCAGUGGUAGUUCAGAACAAAGCCCCUAUCACACAAGUGCCACCCCAACCCACAGAGACUACUGCCAAGCAGAACAGUCUACAUGUUCCAUCACAGAAAAAACCUGAAGAGAGCCAGCCUUCCAAACCAGUGAUGAAGAAGAAGCGAGCAAGAAGAGAAACAUGAGUUGGAGUCAUGAACAUGAUGAAGUUAUAUGCAAAGUACUUUGGAUUAAACAACCGCUGUUCAUCCUUUUAAAAAAAUUAAUGGAAAUAAAUUAACUUUGAGUUCUGACUGGCCAGCUUCAUGUCCAAAAUGCAGCCUGGUCAAGCGGACUGGAUCUAGAUUAACUGUAAAGCUAAAUUCUGCGAUUCUGAUCAAUAUCGUAGUUUGGGCACACACAUGAAAAUUGUUUCCAAUUCCAAUGAAUCUUUUGAAAGAUCAUGUUUGAUGAUUAGACAUCUAGAAAAUUAAUAAAUAAAUCCUGAUUUAAUAGUGAUUGUGAUGUUGUGGCUUUGAGAGGAAUAUUAUAGUGGAAGAGUCAGCCGAGUCACAUGUUAACAUUACAGGCUUUUAUUAUGCAGUCUUUUUGUUUGCUGUUUAUAUCGUGAACGGUAUUGGUGCAGUGACUCCUGCUCAAAUGGUCAAGUCCAACACUACAGAGUCGUGUUCAAUAGGGCACAUGGUAGCAAACUGUUUUGAAAGGGAAAACUAAAUAAGCGAUUGCUAUCCGACAAGUCCAGGUAGUCCUCCCUGUUUCAGUCCAUUUUGUACUGUUUGGUGCGUAAUGAACACGACCCAAGGGAAUCAUGUUUAGCAUUUGGGUGCAGGUGGUGUUAGUGGUAUCUCUACUGUUCUGCUGUACAUGGAAAAGAGACAUGCUUUCAGUUACUUGCUGUUAUUUUGACCAUCUGUGUUGUGCUCAGUCCGUGUAGGUGCUUCUACCAUUGAUGGCUGUGUUGUCCUGUCCACCUGUGGUUGAUGAUUCAAAAGUCCUCAACCUUUUGUAACCUCUUUGUAAUAAAAACGCUUCAAGCCAUAUGUAAAAAUAUUAAAAAUAAAAGGCCUUUUCUAUA